Pseudophryne corroboree (corroboree frog) is the source of this 1924-nucleotide messenger RNA. RefSeq lists its product as uncharacterized. The record is from RefSeq and is a predicted model, not a curated record. The transcript is spliced from 5 exons. NCBI's taxonomy places the organism in Eukaryota, Metazoa, Chordata, Amphibia, Anura, Myobatrachidae. Bases 395 to 1105 code for a protein of 236 amino acids.
AUGGUGGAAUGACAGAAGCUACUCAAAAAAGGAAAAGAUCUUCUGGAUUGGUAGCUCAGACGUUCAUGGAUCCUCUCGAACCUCAACUCCCUUCUGUCUUAUUAACCAGACAUUAAGGGAUGGACUGCAGAAUGCCAGACAAACCCAGGAUGAGCAGGAGACGAAACGCCCACCUAGCAACAUAAGAAGAUCCAUAGAUGUCUCUAAAAGGGAAAAACACUUAGGACUGGCAGCAGUUGAAGGUGCUACCUGCUGUCUUCAAGAGAGAUUCAACACUCGGGACAGAAUCUCCUCCAAGUCACCGUCCAACCUCCGCCAGAAGAUCGCUGUCACUGUGUUGAAACCUGAGAAUGCAGAAUUCAGUCCAACCUACCAGAGUAAUGUUCUACAUUUGAUGGCAGGUAGGCUAAAUGGCAGAAGUACAGAACCAAGAAAACAAGGGGUAGCACAGGCUCCUUACCUGCCAACCAAUGUACAAAGAUCAGAGACCAAUAUAUUGCACCUCUACCUCCCAACUGCUGAGUCCUAUGAAGAGGAUGAAUCCGAAACUGCCAGGAGUAAGAAACACACCUCAGAAUAUAAUGACAAAAAAACUUCCAAAAAUAUUUUGAAAGUUGACCCACGAAAACCACUGCCACCGCACCCGCCAAGACGAGUGACAGAUAAAUGGACACGUUUGCCGUGCAAAGAAGCUGUAACCACAGCUAAGGUGUCUGUUCAAUUUGGUGGGAAUGACACAGGACUUCAUAUAUCCUCCAGUAGGAGGUGUUUGCUGGACAGCACCAAAAACAGGCUCUCUCUUUUGGAGGAUUCAGUCCCCAGGAAUUGUACCCAGAGACCGGCAAGUAAUAUAGGUUACAGGUUAGGGUCUUAUUACACAUACAAGAUAGCAGGGGGAUCGGAGUAUGGACUUAAUGUCUGGCCUCUGAAUAUAAACAACGAGAAAUCCAAAGGAACAUUAUUAUCAAAUCAGUGUCUGGGACUGGAAAAGGGGGAAUCUUUUAUUAGACGCACAAGGGACCAUCCAAUGAUUGAAAAGUCAAAUGUAAGAUGUAAAAGUCAACCAGACAUUUUAGAUGUUAAAGAAAGAGGCGCAUAUAUCUAACAUUCCCCAGAUAGCUAAAAUUCCAAGUUCUGCGUGUCUGAGUUACAAAAACGGGUUAUUUAUAUUUUCCAUGUCAUCAUAGAUGUUUUAUGCCUCGUCUCAUUCAUUUAAACAUUCCAAAGUUGAUCAAUAAUGUGUAAUGUUACACAAACUGCAUGCUUUAUUAUUUACAGUUAAUAUACACAGACAGAAGGUAAAAUCUGUAUUAGGUGCAUUUGGCAAAACACAGCUACAUACAUUCUAAAAUGUAAAAUCAGGUAUUGGGUGCACAGGAAAUACUAUUUAUCUGCACACUGAAAAGUAAACAUAUUGUACAUUUACAGAAAUAUAUACAUUCUGGUAGUAAGAUUGUAAGCUCUCCUGGACAAGAACAUAUUGACUGCCUCACUUACAAUCAGUGGUGAAUUUCCCAUUAGGCACGUGAGGCACAUGCCUAGGGGCAGCACUUGUUGGGGGCAUCACUAGGAUGCAUGUGUUGGUACUGUCAGACCGAAAUGCACCAGUAACUGCUAAAUAUUUCCACUGUACUCUAGUGUACCAUAUGCCAUCUUGAAUGGAAUGAGUAAGACAUGCAUAUUCUGCCCCUGUAAGCUGUCCUACUUAGUAAAUAUGUACACAUAAUUAAAAAUAAAACAAUGUCAUAAUUAGUGGCUUUUUUAUUCUGUUAAAUUGGCUAUCAUCAAAUGAGAGCUUAUAACUAAUCAAUGAAAAUAAUAAAAUGAGGACGGGGGGGUGGGGGUGCGGCUGUUACUGUUGUGCCUUGGGGCGCUCUCACCCCUAAAUCCACCCCUGCUUAUGAUGUUUUACAAAUAACCAAAU